UACCGAUAAUUCAAGGAUGGCGCUCCGGGCUGCUUGUAGUCGUUUGUCGCAUUUUCAGAAAACUUGUUAUAAGGGUUUUCUCAUUCAGCCCAGACUGGGGGUCAGGUCUGAAGCGGCCUGUCCAGUUGAAGUGAGCCGUCUCGAUCAUUUGGUGCUGACGGUGAAAAGUGUCCCCGACACAAUCAACUUUUACACCUCAGUUCUUGGUAUGGAAGUUGUUACUUUUAGGGGAAACCGUAAGGCUCUUAGUUUCGGUCAGCAGAAGUUUAAUCUUCACCAGCUGGGCCAAGAGUUUGAACCAAAAGCCAAGCAUCCAACUGCAGGAUCUGCAGAUCUGUGCCUCGUCACUAAAACCCACCUGUCUUCAGUGGCUGCUCAUCUGAAGGAUUGUGGCGUUGAGAUUGAAGAGGGCCCUGUAGAAAGGACCGGGGCCAUGGGGCCCAUCACCUCGCUGUACUUUAGAGAUCCUGACCUCAACCUCAUCGAAGUGUCCAACUACAGCCAGUCGACAGCAGAUGAUUCUUCUUGA
Molecule: messenger RNA, 529 nt
Organism: Nematolebias whitei (Rio pearlfish)
Lineage: Eukaryota; Metazoa; Chordata; Actinopteri; Cyprinodontiformes; Rivulidae
Gene: glod5
Product: glyoxalase domain containing 5
Exons: 4
Coding region: 17-529 (170 amino acids)
Source: RefSeq, a predicted model, not a curated record